AGAUAAGAUAUGGAAAGAUUACAGCUAAGAUGACUCCGUAGACGCCGUCAUUUCGGCAGUGUCUCUGGCUCAGUGUGACGCCUCUUGUCUAAAUUCUGCUUUCACAUCCGGAAGGAGCUGCCGCCCAAGAUGAGCAUGAGCAAGGCACCGGCGCCGCCCCCCGCGAGUGAGAUCACCAAGGAAAUGCGUAAGCUGUCGUUCGAGGACAAGGACUCGCGUAAUAACAAGGAUGUUAAGCAGCAGCCGCAGGAGCAGCCGGCGGCCAUGCCUCUCCCGCAGGAGUUUGUGGUUAAGUACCUUGGUCGUCGCGACGCUGGCGGUCUCUGGGGCAUUAAGCACACCCGGAAGCCCGUGGACGACAUGGUGGCCCGCGCCAAGGAGAUGAAGCCCGGAGACACGCUGCCCUUCCUGAAGAUGACGGUGAGCGAGAAGGGCGUCAGCAUCUCCGAGAUGCCCCAGAACGUCAACAAAAACUUCGAAGGAGGCUUCUACAACAUCGAUGUGAUCAGCUAUGGCGUACAGGACCUCGUGUACACGCGGGUGUUCGCCAUGAUCGUGGUCAAGGAGGAGGCGGCCAGCAUUGCCAAGUCGCAGCACCCUUUCCAGUGCCACGCCUUCGUCUGCGACUCCCGCCACAACGCCCGCAAGCUCACCUUCGCCCUCGCUCAGGCCUUCCAGCAGUUCUCGAAGGAGGUGAAGGCCAACAAGUCCACUCGGAAACCCAAGAAGUUCGCCAUCGAUCUCCGCUCUCCCGAAGAGAUCGAGGUCGACCUCAAGGAAGCUGAUUCUGAGGCUUAGACGCGGCAGUGGGAUUCGAGUGUCGGAUGGAGGGUGAGCCGGAAGAUCAAGAGGAAGGAUGGAAGGAAGAAAAGAAGGAAAAAAAAGAUAAGAAGAGUGAAAAGAAAAGAAGUGAAAUGGUGUCUUGAGUGAUGAAAAAAAUAGAAAAAAAUGAGAUUAUGUUGCCGGGUUUUUACUCUUAGUGAUAAAAAAAAUCCAAGAAAUGAAAAAAAAGAGAAA
Molecule: messenger RNA, 1017 nt
Organism: Penaeus chinensis
Lineage: Eukaryota; Metazoa; Arthropoda; Malacostraca; Decapoda; Penaeidae
Product: low density lipoprotein receptor adapter protein 1-like
Exons: 6
Coding region: 130-798 (222 amino acids)
Source: RefSeq, a predicted model, not a curated record